Molecule: messenger RNA, 777 nt
Organism: Batrachochytrium dendrobatidis JAM81
Lineage: Eukaryota; Fungi; Chytridiomycota; Chytridiomycetes; Rhizophydiales
Exons: 2
Coding region: 1-777 (258 amino acids)
Source: RefSeq, a predicted model, not a curated record
AUGCGACCUUCGACUUCUUUUCGGUUCCUUCUUGACGGCCUUGACCAGGUCGCUGACGUUGUCACAGCCGGCAGUAGGAACUUGAAUAACCUGGCCACCGUUGUGUUUGAUCCAAAUGAACUCACUCUGCACCAGGCAGUGGAUGCUACUGCCCUGGAACCCGAUCUCCCAAUAUCGAGUAUUUCUGCCGCCGGUCUGUCUGCCAAGUCACCACUCAUCGUCAAGGCACCCGAAAAGAAGUCGAAGGUCGCAUUGGUGUUGCAGUCGAAUGCAACAAUCGAGGAGAAAGAGUCGCUCUUGGAGGAUUUUUUGCAGGCCAAGGACCGAGAAAUGCAGGCCAAGGACCGAGAAAUGCAGGCCAAGGAUUCUUUACUUGAAGAAUUGAAAGAAAAGCUCCGCGGGAUUGAAUCAGAGCGCGACUUUUUGAAAGGCAUGCUGAAUGCAUGCAGUAUCCUGGAAAAGUACGAGAAACGUUUCAAGGACAAGAAUCUCUCGCGGACUCAAAACUGGAAGAUGCAUUUGGACCGCAACCCAGCAUUAAAGGCACGACUGCAAGAAUGUGACAAAAACAUCGCCUGGCACGACAAGGUUGUCGAUAUUUACAAGCACCUAUCUGAAAUCGUACACCAGGACACAAGCAGGCUUGGAGGCAGUCGAUUCCUGGUGAUGAUCCGAAAGAAUCUUCCGGAAAUUGACGUGUGUUUUAUCCAGGCGAUUGCUGAGCAAAUCUAUGGUGAACACGUCAGAGUCAACGCGAAAGCAGAUGAAGAGGAUUAA